Messenger RNA from Linderina pennispora, 1347 nucleotides. Its product is annotated as phenazine biosynthesis PhzC/PhzF protein. The transcript has a single exon. Gene Ontology annotation, biological process: biosynthetic process. Lineage: Eukaryota; Fungi; Kickxellomycota; Kickxellomycetes; Kickxellales; Kickxellaceae. Bases 189 to 1061 code for a protein of 290 amino acids. Gene Ontology annotation, molecular function: isomerase activity. The record is from RefSeq and is a predicted model, not a curated record. Gene Ontology annotation, cellular component: cytoplasm.
GCACUGGCAGCUUGUAUUGGCGAUAUCACAAACGCAACGCAGCGCUUGGUCCAGUGACUCAUAAAGCCAUCCCAGCAUGCCACUAUUAGCCUGCGCCAGCAGUAUUUAAACGAGAACCGAGGAGCCAAACCUGGAACAGUGGCCUUUACUCACUGAAAAAUCAUCCAUUCCAACUACUCACAUUACCAAUGAGCAAGUACCAGAUCUUCACCGUCGACGCGUUCACCGACAAGCCGUUCGGCGGUAAUCCCGCUGCAGUUGUUCCUGUUCCUGCUGACAAGCCCUUAACUGAUACCCAAAUGUGUCAGAUUGCUGUCGAGAUGAACUUGUCAGAGACCGCUUUUAUAGUCCCGACGAAUGCCAGUGGACCCAAUGCCUUCCAGGAAGCUUCACAGUUUGGAUUGCGGUGGUUUACGCUUACUGGUGAAGUGAAGCUGUGUGGCCAUGCCACGCUUGCUACCUCUCAUGCUCUGUUCAGCUUGAUGCAUAACCAGUCCGAUGAGCUGCGCUUUGAUACGCUGAGCGGUGAGCUGGUAGUGCAGCGCAACUCGGAUGGGCUUUUGACCAUGACUCUCCCAAUCGAUCGUCCUCAGCCAGUUGCUGUUUCUGACGACAUCAAGCUUCUUGCUGCUAGCGUCUUUGGAGAGUACCGCGACACUUUUGAGAUUGAACUAUCACCGAGGCUCAAGUAUCUUGUUGUGCACGAUCCCAAUGCGACUGAGGGCGACAUUGCUGGCCUGGUGCCCAAUAUAUCGCCCCAGGUGUACGCUGCUGGUGAACGGCUGGGUCUGUUGCUUGUCAUAGCUACUGCGAAGGGCACCAGCAAAGACUUCCACAGCCGGGUGUUUGCCCCUUGGGCUGGUGUCCUUGAGGACCCGGUUUGUGGGUCAGCACAUAUUGUCCUUGCGCCUUUCUGGGAGAAGCGGCUGGACAAGAAGGCGUUCUCAGUCACACAGGUGUCUAAGCGCCACGGAAACCUUGAGCUUAAUAUCGUCGGGGAUUCGCAGGUUCAGAUCAGCGGUACGGCUGUUACUGUCCUUGAGGGCAUAAUAACGGUUUGACAUGUGGCUCCCAACACUAUCCUCCACAGGACCUUAGGACACAUGUUUCCUAUGUUUACGACCAGCAAUGGCCCCGAUUCCUUUUUCAGGCGCUAAGGACGGUAUCUAGGCUGGUAUUCGCCUGCCUACCUUUAGUAUCCUUCUUUUUCCAUUCUCCGCUUGUAUGCUUCCUACGUUCAAAUACGUACCAUGAAAGAAUGCUUUGAAAGUAAACUUAUUCGAAUGGGCGCAAGGGCUAUUUCACAAAUAUAUCUACUACACAGGAAAUAGCAUGGCGAGUUCUUAA